Messenger RNA from Dryobates pubescens (Downy woodpecker), 4319 nucleotides. It is a transcript of the gene BRPF3, whose product is annotated as bromodomain and PHD finger containing 3. Gene Ontology annotation, cellular component: MOZ/MORF histone acetyltransferase complex. Gene Ontology annotation, molecular function: protein binding. Gene Ontology annotation, biological process: regulation of transcription by RNA polymerase II. The transcript is spliced from 13 exons. The coding region runs from base 103 to 3618 and encodes 1171 amino acids. The record is from RefSeq and is a predicted model, not a curated record. NCBI's taxonomy places the organism in Eukaryota, Metazoa, Chordata, Aves, Piciformes, Picidae.
AAAAAAAAAAUCCCCCAAAAAAGAAGGCGGCGGCAACGGUGGAGACCGCCACGGCGGCGGCGGCGGCGCGCUGAGGCGGCCCAGGGUCCCUGGGCCGCAGCGAUGAGGAAGCCUCGGCGGAGGUCCCGGCAGGCCUUGGAGGGCAGACGCUGUCCCUCGCCCUACAGCCUCAAGUGCUCCCCCACUCGGGAGACGCUGACCUACGCCCAGGCCCAGCGCAUCGUGGAGGUGGACAUCGAUGGACGGCUGCACCGCAUCAGCAUCUACGACCCCCUGAAAAUCAUCACCGAGGAUGAGCUGACAGCCCAGGACAUCACAGAGUGCAACAGCAACAAGGAGAACAGCGAGCAGCCCCUCUUCCCUUCCAAAUCUAAGAAAACACCUUCCAAAGGCAAGAAGAAGGAGUCCUGCUCCAAACGUGCACCAGGGAUAUCCUUACACCUACCCCAACCCAAGUUCCGCCUGGUGGACUCCUUCAGCCAGCCAGAAGCUGCUCCGCUCCCUGCCGCCUACUACCGGUACAUCGAGAAGCCUCCUGAGGACCUCGACGUUGAGGUGGAGUAUGACAUGGAUGAAGAGGACCUGGCAUGGCUGGAAAUGGUCAACGAGAAGAGAAGGGACGAUGGUUACGGGACGGUUUCUGCAGACACCUUUGAGCUGCUGGUGGAUCGGUUGGAGAAGGAGUCAUACCUGGAGAGCCGCAACAGCGGCGCUCAGCAGUCCCUGAUCGACGAGGACGCCUUCUGCUGCGUCUGCAUGGAUGAUGAGUGCCACAACAGCAACGUCAUCCUCUUCUGUGACAUCUGCAACCUGGCUGUGCACCAGGAGUGCUACGGCGUGCCCUACAUCCCUGAGGGGCAGUGGCUUUGCCGCUGCUGCUUGCAGUCCCCUUCUCGCCCUGUGGAUUGUGUCCUUUGCCCAAACAAAGGUGGAGCCUUCAAGCAGACCAGCGACGGCCGCUGGGCUCACGUGGUUUGUGCCAUCUGGAUCCCGGAGGUCUGCUUCGCAAACACUGUGUUCCUGGAGCCCAUUGAAGGGAUAAAUAACAUCCCCCCAGCUCGGUGGAAGCUCACGUGCUACAUCUGCAAGCAGAAGGGCAUGGGAGCUGCUAUCCAGUGCCACAAGGUGAACUGUUACACUGCCUUCCAUGUCACCUGUGCCCAGAGGGCUGGGCUCUUCAUGAAGAUUGAACCCAUGAGGGAGACCAGCAUCAACGGCACCACGUUCACCGUGCGCAAGACUGCCUACUGUGGCAGUCAUUCCCCACCCGGCACGGUGAGGAAAGGCUCUUCAGCUGCUGGUGCUGAGGGGCAGGUGGCCACUGUGAAAGAGGAGAGAGAAGAGGAAGCAAUUUCUUGCCCUCCCAAAGGAUCUCUGAAAAAGAACCAGGUGAAGUUGAAGCAGAAGAUCAAAAAGGAGCCCGGUGAUGUGACCAGUGGGCGUUCCUCUGUGCCCAUGGUGACAGUCACACAAAUCCCCUCUUACAGGCUGAACAAAAUCUGCAGUGGCCUCUCCCUGCAGAGGAAGAACCAGUUCAUGCAGAGGCUCCACAACUACUGGCUGCUGAAGCGGCAGGCACGGAACGGGGUGCCCCUGAUCCGGCGCCUGCACUCCCACCUCCAGUCCCAGAGGAAUGCUGAGCAGAAGGAACAGGAUGAGAAGACCAGUGCAGUGAAGGAGGAGCUGAAGUACUGGCAGAAGCUGCGGCACGACCUGGAGCGGGCACGGCUGCUGGUCGAGCUGAUCCGCAAGAGGGAGAAGCUCAAACGGGAGCAGGUCAAGGUUCAGCAGGCUGCUAUGGAGCUACAGCUGACCCCUUUCAAUGUCCUUCUGCGCACCACGCUGGACCUGCUGCAGGAGAAGGAUGCUGCCCAGAUCUUUGCAGAGCCUGUGAACCUGAACGAGGUUCCAGAUUACCUGGAAUUCAUUUCCAACCCAAUGGAUUUUUCCACCAUGAGGCGGAAGCUGGAGUCCCACCUGUACCGAACGUUGGAUGAGUUUGAGGAAGACUUUAACCUUAUAGUUGCCAACUGCAUGAGGUAUAAUGCUAAAGAAACGAUUUUCCACCGAGCAGCUGUCCGCCUCAGGGACCUGGGGGGAGCCGUCCUGCGCCAUGCACGGCGGCAGGCUGAAAGCAUCGGCUUUGACCCUGCCGUGGGGCUUCACCUGCCUGAGUCACCCAAAACCAAGGACUUUUACCGCUUUUCUUGGGAGGAUGUGGAUAACAUCCUCCUCCCGGAGAACCGUGCUCACCUUUCCUUGGAAGCCCAGCUGAAGGAGCUGCUGGAGAAGCUGGACUUGGUGAGCAGCAUGAGGUCCAGCGGCGCCCGGACGCGGCGCAUCCGGCUACUGAGGCGCGAGAUCAACUCUGUCCGGCAGAGGCUGGCCCAGCAGCAGAGCAAGACCCUGCCCAAUGGGGAGCCUGUGCCAUGGGAGGAGGGGCUGGAGAAGACAUCGAGGGAAGGGGAUGAGGAAGGGGAGAAAGCAGAUGACACCAAGCCCCCACAUCCUCCAACCCUGGAGCCCACAGGACCUGCACCUUCCCUCUCAGAGCUGGACUCUCUGCAGGACCCUCCAAAGCUCAAACCCAUCAGUGAAAGCAAGUCCCUGAAUCAGCUGCAGAAGAGGAUGGUGUCAGACAGGGAGCUCUUUGAGAAGCAGGCUCUGGAGCGGGAGAGCGAAGCCUUCCAGCGCCUGCUCAGCGACAGGGGCCUCAACGGCCUGGCCCUGCCCGCCCCCGACAGCCCCGACAGCCCCUGCCUGGGCGGCGUGGGCCGCAGGACAUCUGUGCUCUUCAAAAAGGCUAAGAAUGGGGUGAAGCUGCAGAGGGGCCUGGACUGCUCCCUGGAGAACGGGGAGGACCAUGGGCAGAGCGGGCAGCGCACCUCUGCCCGCUCUGCUGCCGAGCGCCCGGCGCGGAAGAGGACACACAGCAGGGCCUGCGGUGACGGCGAUGGAGAGAAGUCCCCCAGGCAGGCAGGGCAGAGAGGGGUCACCAAUGGCUUUGUGAAGCACACUGAGAGUGGCUCUGACUCUGAGUGCAGCUCUGGCCUGGCAGGUGGACUGGUGUUUGAAGCCUGCAGUGGUUUGAUGCCUCCCAAGCGCAGCCGCGGGAAGCCUGCUCUGUCCCGGGUGCCCCUCUUGGAAGGGGUGAACGGAGACUCCGAUCACAGCAGCUCAGGCAGGGCUCUCCUGAUGGCCUUUGAGAGUCAAGCUGAGCUGGAGCCCUUGGAGCUGGUGUGGGCUAAGUGCCGUGGUUAUCCCUCCUACCCUGCCUUGAUAAUUGAUCCCAAGAUGCCACGUGAGGGUUUGCUCCACAAUGGAGUCCCCAUCCCAGUCCCACCUAUGGAUGUGUUGAAGCUGGGGGAGCAGAGGCAGACAGAGGCAGAAGAAAAGCUCUUCCUUGUCCUUUUCUUUGACAACAAGAGAACCUGGCAGUGGCUUCCACGGGACAAGGUCUACCCCCUGGGUGUGGACGACACUGUGGACAAGCUGAAGAUGAUGGAAGGUCGCAAGAGCAGCAUCCGCAAGUCGGUGCAGGUGGCCUACGACCGUGCCAUGAGCCACAUGAGCCGCGUGCGGGGGGACCACCCCUUCCUCCCCUCCACCUACCUGUAAGGCCUGGGGGUGCCUGGUCCCCGCCUCGUCCUCCAGCCCCCUCCGUGGUGGCAGAGAGGAGCAUCCCGAGCACUGCCCCCGUGGCUGGGGGAUGCUGUUGCCAGCAGUUCUCGGCACUCCUCCGAGUACCCUGCGCUGUGCCAAACCAGCCUGCCUGGCUGCUUCCUGAAUGUGUCUCGCUGAGGAGCUGGCAGGAGAUGAAAUGUAGAGUCCAGAGGGCCAGGAGUGAGUGAGGUGGGAGAAGCUGCUGCUGGGUGGUGAUGGGGGGAGCCAAGGGGAGCUGCUGAAGCGAGCAGCACGUGGCUAGCCAAACCUCACACAGGUCCCUGCCUCCCCUCUCCCCAGUGCUUGUUGGAGUUUUGAACUCAUCAACCAGCCCUGAGUUAUUCACCCACUGGAACCCAACCAGGCAAGAUCCCAACUGGACUUUCUGUUGUGCCAAAUUUAACCCAAACCAUCAUUGGCCUUUGUUCUUUGCAUUUUCAUUGGCAUUUUUUUCUGACAUUGAUUGUCCCAUCUCAUUGCAGAGGGAAAAAAACAGUAGCUGGGAGCUCCUGUUGGGAUCUUCCCACCUACAUCUGUGGUGUUCUCCUGUCGUGGUCUUUUCCUGCAGCUGUGCAUGGGUCUGACCUUUGGUCACCUUCCCCUCUGCUGCACCCCCAUGCACAGCUGCACACAGCUUUAAACAGGAUUUUUCCCUU